Morone saxatilis (striped sea-bass) is the source of this 5999-nucleotide messenger RNA. It is a transcript of the gene arid2, whose product is annotated as AT rich interactive domain 2 (ARID, RFX-like). Gene Ontology annotation, cellular component: SWI/SNF superfamily-type complex. Bases 699 to 5756 code for a protein of 1685 amino acids. Lineage: Eukaryota; Metazoa; Chordata; Actinopteri; Moronidae. The record is from RefSeq and is a predicted model, not a curated record. Gene Ontology annotation, molecular function: DNA binding. The transcript has 20 exons. Gene Ontology annotation, biological process: regulation of DNA-templated transcription.
CAGGCUUUUGUAACGUCAGCUUAGAAAAAUAAUAUUUUACCAAUAAAAAGUAGGGCUGCCCUCCAUUACACGCCUGGCUGGGAUAACAAGGGAGCUAUGUUAAUUAGUGUUAUCCCCUCCCCCCACGGGACAUUUCCAAGUACCUCCUGACCCUUUUUCCAAACAGAGACGAGUUGUCAGACGGUCCCUAAAAAAGAAAACAGUCUCUAUUGUUCCAGCACCCGCUCUGCUCUGGACGGUGCAGUGCCACAUGUGAGCACAGAGGGCGCUGCACGCAUGGCAGGCCGGGCUCAGCGGCCUUUACAUCUUUUUGUCUGAGAACUGGAUCCCUCUGCCGCUCUACAGUGUGUGCGAUAGCCUUUGAGCUGCAUUCGUAACACACUGUCAAACCACUCCAAACGAAAACUACCGCGACCAAAAGCAAUUAUUCAACACAUUCUGCCAUGGCGUUUCUAAUCUGCCGGUAAAUCGGUCGUAUUUGUGACUGUUCGCUGGAACUUAGUCCGGGGUUGAAUCGGGCUUGCUUUCUGUGUGCAUCAGUCUUUAUUAGCGAGCUGCCGCUCUUCUUGCUAUCAGCUAUUUCUUUAACUUUUUAAACACUCAGCUUCGCGAAUGACUGAGCGCCGGCGGAGUAUGGGAUCCUUGGUGUCUUAAGAAGCGACUGAAGUGGGGUUUAACCGUUUUUGCAUGCAAAAACAAUGGCAAAUUCGACGGGGAAAAAUCUACUAGAUCAGCGAAGGAAAGGACAGGCUUUCCUGGACGAGCUGCGGCAAUUUCACCAAAGCAGAGGCACGCCGUUCAAGAAGAUUCCUUUCGUGGGUGGGAAAGAGCUGGAUCUGAAUGCUCUCUAUAUCAGAGUCGUCUCUUUAGGUGGAUUCGCUAAGGUCUCUGACAAAAACCAAUGGAUUGAACUUGGAGAAGAGUUUAACUUUCCGAAGAGUUGUUCCAACGCUGCAUUUGCUUUAAAACAGUACUACCUUCGAUACUUGGAGAAGUAUGAGAAAGUCCACCACUUCGGCGAGGACGAUGAAGAAGCGCAGCCGGGGAAUCCCAAAGCCUCUCUUCCAAUCGGUGCAAUUCCCAGCUCUUAUAACUACCAGCAACACAGUGUAUCAGACUAUCUCCGCCAAAGCUAUGGAUUGUCUUCGGAUUUUGUUCAGCCGUGUGACUACAACAAACUGGUGCUGUCUCUCCUUUCGGGCCUACCCAACGAAGUGGACUUCGCUGUUAACGUUUGCACUCUGCUUUCCAACGAGAGCAAGCACGCCAUGCAGCUGGACAAGGACCCCAAACUGGUCACGUUGCUGCUGGCACACGCCGGCGUCUUCGACGACUGUACGUUCCCAACCUCGCUAAGAUUGUGCUCUUCAGUUCAAAUGUUGGACAGCAGGAUAGAGACGGCUGCUUUUCUCCUGCAGUUCUGGAAAGAGGUGGUGGAGGACGCUGAAGUAAGGGAGCUGAUCUGGGACAAAAGCAGCCCAGCACAAGAUGGUACGUCGUGUGAGGAGCGCUGGCAGAGCCUCUUCCACCCGCCGCGGAACCCGGGUAUCAGUGACAUGGAGGCCCAGCGGGUUCUGCAGAUUGCCGUUAUCCUGCGAAACCUCUCCUUCGAGGAGGCCAACGUCAAGCUGCUGGCGGCCAACCGAACGUGCCUGCGCUUCCUUUUGCUCUGUGCCCACUGUAACCUCAUCUCACUCCGACAGCUUGGACUUGACACGUUGGGCAACGUGGCGGCCGAGCUCCAGCUGGAUCCUGUUGACUUUCGGACAACUCAUCUGAUCUUUCACACCAUCACCAAAUGCUUGAUGUCCAGGGACAGGUUUCUCAAAAUGAGAGCCAUGGAAAUCCUGGGCAACCUCAGCAAGGCUGAGGACAACGGCGUGCUGAUCUGCGAGUAUGUGGACCAGGACUCUUACAGGGAGGUAACGAUGCUCCUCACCCUGCCAGACCUCAUGCUCCUCAUGGCCUCCUUGGAGGUGCUGUACCUGCUGGCUCAGCUCGGAGAGGUUCCCUGCAGCAAGAUCGCCUCCGUCGACCAUAGCAUAGACCUGUUAGUGCGGUUAGUGUCGGUUGACCUCCAUACGUUUGGACCCGACGCCCUAACAGCGGUGCGGUUGAUCGAGCAUCAGGCCAACGCCGACCAGGCAGCCGAGGUUCGACCACAGCUGGUGGAGCAGGUACCUGCAGCUGUGCAGGGAGUGCCAGCACCUGUAACAAGGGUCCCUGUUCAGUCCACUCAACCACCACCGGGUAUUGUUGAACUAGAUGGGGAAAAAUUUACACUGCAGUGGCUAAACGCACACUUUGAGACAAACCCUGAGGGCUCUGUGUCUCGAUCAGAAAUGUACUCCGAGUACCUGGCCACGUGCAAUAAAAUGGGACGAGGCAACAUCUUGAACUCCACCGGCUUCCUCAAAUGUCUGCGGACUGUGUUCCCCAACCACACGAUGCGGCGGCAAGAGGAGCCCAAGGCCAACGGUCAGGUUCAGAUUCUCCUGGUAGGGCUAAGGCGAAGGUCAAUCCCCCUGCCCAUCCAGCUGUACUACCAGCAGGCUCAGCAACAGCCUCAGCAGAAUCCGGCAGCAGCUCCUCCACCUCCAGCAGCCCGACAUGAAGCUCCUGGAGACCCUCAGGCCCCGCCACCAGGCUUACCUCCCGGGCAUCUCAGUCUCGGAUCCCAGUUUGUCCGGCCCCUGGGCUCCAGUCUCAGUGCCACUGGUGCUGCCACAUCCAUGGCCUUGACUGCACAGGAACCCCACCAUGCAAGCUACCCGACUGUUUCCCGUCACCCAGUGCCCCCGCAGGUGCCUCCCCAGUUACCACCAAAUCCUCUGGCAGCAGUGCAGCAGCAACAGCUCCGACCCGGUCCAGUGGUCCAGAUUCCGACGUCAGUACCGGCCAACCAGAACCACAGCCCCCAGAACCCUGCCACUCCACCUGCAGCUCAGCAACAACAGCAGCACUCCCCGAUGCUCCCCACGGGGACGCCUGUCACGCUAUUUCAGCAGGUACCACAGGGCCACAUCCUCACCGCCAGGGUACAAGGCGUUUGCCCUCCGAUCACCCAGCACCCGCCCCUGCCUCAAACCCCUCCCCCGUGUGGGCCUCAGGGUGGAACUACCCAGGUGGAACCUCAGUGUGUUGCUGCUGCAUCAAGUAUGGCAGGUGUGCCCAAUUCCCAGGGGUCACGUGUCACAUUUCAGAACAUCGCCCCCAAACCAGCGCCAAACCAGUCAGGUGGACCAGCAGCCACAAUAACCACUCCCAACCAGCAGCCUCAGCAGCAGGCGCAGAGUGUCGUAAUAGUCAGUCCCAACCCGCAGCAGAGCCCAGCCUACACCCCUGCCAUACACCAGAUCGUUCUUGCCAACCCCUCCGCCAUUCCCGGUGCCCAGACUAUCCAGAUAGCAGGGCAACCUGGAGCUGCUUCCAGCCCCUGCCCGCCUCCUGCAUCUCACUCCAACACCCAGGUCCAGUCCAGUCAAACUGUCAGCCACGCACUGUCCAUGAAACGGCACCAACAGCAGCAACAUCAACAGCAGCCACCGCUCCAAAUCAUUUCCCAAACUCCUCCCUCUCAGCCUACCUCCACUGAGUCCAGCUUGAUCAAACAGCUACUGCUUCCAAAGCGAGGGCCUUCUACCCCGGGAGGAAAGCUAAUCCUGCCCGCUCCACAGGUGCCCCUUCCCAACAGCACGAUAGCCCCUAGUUCACAAGUCAUCUACCAGACAAGCUACAGCACCCAGAAUCCCUCUCCUCAGCCCCAGCAGCUCAAUGUCCAGCUGGUUCCUGGUCAGCUUCCUACUGCAGGAGCAGGAGCCCCAGCCCUCCAGACGGUCCAGCUCUUGCCAGGCCAGCUAAUUUCCACAAGUAGCCCAGGGGCAGCUACCAUCAUCCAGGGCCCUGCGGCAGCUGGACAAGUCACGUUCACCGUGGUCCCCAACACUGGUUUCACCACCUCCACUGCUGCUGUUGCUGCUGUCAGCCAGGGUGCUGUGGCUCCGGGAGUUCCCCCUCCUCCAUUCUCUACUGGAACAGGGCCCCACCAUGCCCCUGCAGCUCCACCACCACAACCACCACUGCCAGCUCCCCUCAGAGGAGACAAGAUCAUUUGUCAAAAGGAGGAGGAGGCCAAGGACGCCACGGGGCUGCACAUCCAUGAGAGAAAGAUAGAGGUGAUGGAGAACUCCUCUUUGGCAGAAGGAGACUCCUCAAACAGCAAAACCAGUAACGGGGAUGUUGUGGCAGGUGCCAAGCUGCUAAAUGGUCGGAAGUGCAUGGAGUCUAAUCUACCUCCAUACCACUCAGGGAACAGCCAGGGGGCCCUCAAUGGCCCGGCUACGGAGAGUCACCCUGCUAAUGGGAAGCAGGCCCUCUCCCCCAGCCUGAACACCCCUCUGGAGGGCGACCCCAAAAAGACUCUAGUCAACGGAGUGUGUGACUUUGAUCGGGGUGACAGUGGUGGCAACUUUAACAAAAACAUUCCAAAUCACAUUGCUUCCAAACAGUACUUGGGGAACGGGGAGGUGGGACCCUCUGAGAAGAGUCACGGAUCAGACCCCCCUCUCCCUAGUCCUCCUCCCCCCCAGCAGGACACUGCCAAAGCCCAGCAGGCUGAGCGCCUGGCCAACGGACCCCAGGCAGUAGGCAACAGGCCUCCCUCGGAAUUAACCAAUGGACCUUUGGGGCCGGGCCACGCUGUGCCUGUGCUAAGACAGCAACUGCUCCCCAAUUCCACCCUCCCCUCCACUGUUACGCUUACCUCCCAGAGUCUUGCUGCCUCUCCUGCAAAUGGAGUGGCCUCUGAGGCUCGAGGUCUCAAGAGACCGGCUGAGAGCGAGGACCGCAUUGCAGCGGCAGCAUCCUCGGGGAUCCCCAAUAAAGUGGGAGUGCGGAUCAUCACCAUCAGUGACCCCAACAACGCCGGCAGCAGUGCCACCAUGGUGGCGGUGCCAGCAGGAACAGACCCAAGCACAGUAGCCAAAGUAGCAAUAGAGAACGCCACUCAGCAGAGGAACUGCUCACCCACACAGGCAGCUGGCUCAACGCCUACGGUUACCCCGUCCCCGCCCCCUGUAUCCCAGCCUGCACCAGCGGGAAACCACAGCCCUCACCUCGCAGCACAGCAAACCCCCGCAGCAGCGCCAGAGCAAAGCAGGAAAGCAGGGCAGAACUUCAAGUGUCUGUGGCAGUCCUGUAAACGAUGGUUCGAAACGCCGGCUCAGGUGUUUUACCACGCAGCAACGCAACAUGGUGGUAAAGGCAUGUAUGGAGGCCAUUGUCUGUGGGAGGGAUGUGAACCUUUCCCCCGGCAGAGACUGUCCUUCAUCACACAUUUACAGGAUAAGCACUGUUCUCGAGAGGCUUUGCUGGCUGGACUCAAACUAGAGGAGCAGCAGGCACAAAGUCCCAAUCAGACUUCUUCCCAGACUCCGCCAGCGGCAGGCAGUAGUCCGGCACCGCGAGCACCGAAAGCAAUCGUGAAUCAUCCGAGUGCAGCUCUCAUGGCCCUACGCAGAGGCUCUCGAAACCUGGUCUUCAGGGACUUCACUGACGAGAAGGAGGGACCAGUGACCAAACACAUACGACUAACUGCUGCCUUAACGUUAAAGAACAUCGCCAAGCACUCUGACUGCGGUCGCAUGUUGGUAAAGAGGCAUGAGACGCACCUCUCUGUGCUCGCGCUAAGUAACAUGGAGGUUUCCACCACGCUCGCCAAAUGCCUUUACGAACUGACGCGCUCGCUCCAGGCUUAACGCCAAAAGGACAACCUCUAAAAACCCCCUCACCCCACCGCCCCCAUCCCCCUCCUGGGACGAGGGGGGGAAGCCACCGGUGAGCCGUAGCGGGUCUGCAGGGGAGUGAGCAGAGGGCGGGAACCAGAACAGACCCUCCUUCUACCGCGCCUGGCACCCUCAACCCCCUCUCAUCCCUCACCUCCUUCCUCGCCAACCUGUGUUCAAACCCCCGCCCUCCCCCAACCCACACACACACACAAA